AUGCGCAUUGGUCUGAAGCAGGACAAGAUUGAGGACUUGAUUGCGUCGCUGUUCGAAGUCAGCGAUCCCGCGCAUCAGCGGUACGGGAAGCACUUGUCCAAGGAAGAGGUCGAGGAGCUCGUCAAGCCCCAUCCCGAGUCGACAAACUUGGUUGAUGAAUGGCUCGAGCACCAUGGCGUCAAUUCGCAGGAGACCCACCGGUCCGGCGGAGGUGAUUGGAUUACACUGGUAGUUUCUGUGGAUCAGGCGGAGCGGAUGCUGGGUACAAAGUAUAACGUGUAUCGGCACGACGCCACCUCCGAGACCGUCGUCCGCACUUUGAGCUACAGCCUGCCGUCUGUGCUGCAUGAGCACAUCCAGGUGAUCACUCCCACCACCUAUUUCGGCACCAUCAAGAGCAUGAAGGCUACCAGCUUCCGUGAGAAGAACAGCACCGUUGUGGACCAGGAUGACUUCCAGCACGAGCUCGCGUCGCUCGGAUCUCUGGCCACCAUCCCCUCCAGCUGCUCGUCGACCAUCACCCCUUCGUGCCUGCGUGCCCUGUACAACACUUCCGGCUACACUCCCGCGGCGACCUCCCAGAACAAGCUCGGGGUCGCGGGCUACUUGGACGAGUACGCCAGCCACUCGGACCUGCAGACGUUCUUCAAGAAGUACCGCACGGACGCGACGGGCGCGGACUUCACAGUCGUACAGAUCAACGGCGGCGGAAACGACCAGUCCGAUCCCGGUGAUGAGGCGAACCUUGAUAUUCAAUACACCGAGGCUAUCAGCUACCCCACGCCGAACAUCUAUUACAGCACCGGCGGGUCGCCUCCCUACAUCCCCGACUCUGAAACGACAUCAAACACUAACGAGCCGUAUUUGGAUUGGCUGAACUAUAUUCUCAAUCAGUCUUCCGUCCCGCAGACGUUCACGACGUCUUAUGGCGACGACGAGCAGACCGUCCCGCUAGACUAUGCGACUAGCGUGUGCAACCUGUACGCCCAGCUGGGCGCGCGUGGGAGCUCCGUCCUCUUCUCGUCGGGCGACUUCGGCGUCGGCGGCGGCGACUGCACGACCAACGACGGGACCGACACCGUCAAGUUCCAGCCCAUCUUCCCCGCUAGCUGCCCGUAUGUCACCUCCGUCGGCGGGACGUACAGGAUCAACCCCGAGGUGGCGGUCAGUUUCUCGAGCGGCGGGUUCUCGAACUACUUUGCGCAGCCGAGCUACCAGUCGAGCGCGGUUUCGACGUUCUUGAGCUCGCUGGGCACCAAGUACAGCGGCUUGUACAACGCUACUGGAAGGGGUUUCCCGGACGUAGCUGCCCAAGGGCAGAACUUCCAGAUCGUGCUCAGCGGACGCACGGUCGGCGUGUCCGGCACCAGCGCGAGCUCUCCCACAUUCGCCGGUGUCGUGGCGCUCCUGAACGACUACCGCCUCGCGAGCGGGAAGGCCCCGCUCGGGUUCCUCAACCCGUUCUUGUACUCGACCGGUGUGUCGGGCUUGACUGACAUCACGUCCGGCUCGAACCCUGGGUGCAACACCAACGGGUUCACUGCGCGCGCCGGCUGGGAUCCUGUGACUGGCUUGGGGACGCCGAACUUUGGGAAGCUGCAGGCUCUUGUUUGA
Messenger RNA from Gloeophyllum trabeum ATCC 11539, 1614 nucleotides. Its product is annotated as subtilisin-like protein. Bases 1 to 1614 code for a protein of 537 amino acids. The transcript is spliced from 9 exons. The record is from RefSeq and is a predicted model, not a curated record. Gene Ontology annotation, molecular function: tripeptidyl-peptidase activity; serine-type endopeptidase activity. Gene Ontology annotation, biological process: proteolysis. NCBI's taxonomy places the organism in Eukaryota, Fungi, Basidiomycota, Agaricomycetes, Gloeophyllales, Gloeophyllaceae.